Messenger RNA from Manis javanica (Malayan pangolin), 5072 nucleotides. Lineage: Eukaryota; Metazoa; Chordata; Mammalia; Pholidota; Manidae. The record is from RefSeq and is a predicted model, not a curated record.
AUGCCUGGCACCAUGGGAGGUUCAGAGAACAGAGGUGACUCAACCCCAGCCCCUGCCCUUGUGGAGCCCAAGUAUAGAGAGGGAGACCGGCAUGAAGAUGAAGUCAGUCAGGAUCGCAGUGAAGCCACUUUGAUAAAGAGGUUUAAAGGUGAAGGGGUCCGGUACAAGGCCAAACUGAUCGGGAUUGAUGAGGUUUCUGCAGCUCGGGGAGACAAGUUAUGCCAAGAUUCCAUGAUGAAACUCAAGGGCAUUGUUGCGGGCGCACGCUCCAAAGGAGAACACAAACAGAAAAUCUUUUUAACCAUCUCCUUUGGAGGAAUCAAAAUCUUUGAUGAGAAGACAGGGGCCCUUCAGCAUCAUCAUGCUGUUCACGAAAUUUCCUACAUUGCAAAGGACAUCACAGAUCACCGGGCCUUUGGAUACGUUUGUGGGAAGGAAGGGAAUCACAGAUUUGUGGCCAUAAAAACAGCCCAGGCGGCAGAACCUGUUAUUCUGGAUUUGAGAGAUCUCUUUCAACUUAUCUAUGAAUUGAAGCAAAGAGAAGAAUUGGAAAAAAAGGCACAAAAGGAUAAGCAGUGUGAACAAGCUGUGUAUCAGACAAUUUUGGAAGAGGAUGUUGAAGAUCCUGUAUACCAGUACAUUGUGUUUGAGGCUGGACACGAGCCAAUCCGUGAUCCCGAAACAGAAGAAAACAUUUAUCAGGUUCCCACCAGCCAAAAGAAGGAAGGUGUUUAUGAUGUGCCAAAAAGUCAACCUAUAAGCAAUGGCCAUUCGUUUGAAGAUUUUGAAGAACGGUUUGCUGCAGCCACCCCGAACAGAAACCUGCCUGUGGACUUUGAUGAGAUUUUUGAGGCAACAAAGGCUGUGACCCAAUUAGAACUUUUUGGGGACAUGUCCACCCCUCCUGACAUAACCUCUCCCCCUACUCCUGCAACUCCAGGUGAUGCCUUUAUCCCGUCUUCAUCUCAGACACUUCCGGCAAGUGCAGACAUGUUUAGUUCUGUACCUUUCAGCACUGCUGCUGUACCCUCAGGUUACGUGGCAAUGGGCGCCGUCCUCCCAUCCUUCUGGGGCCAGCAGCCCCUUGUCCAACAGCAGAUCGCCAUGGGUGCUCAGCCAGCAGUCGCUCAGGUGAUGUCGGGGGCUCAGCCCAUCGCAUGGGGCCAGCCGGGUCUCUUCCCUGCCACUCAGCAGCCCUGGCCAGCUGUGGCCGGGCAGUUUCCGCCAGCUGCCUUCAUGCCCACACAAACUGUUAUGCCUUUGCCAGCCGCCAUGUUCCAAGGUCCCCUCGCCCCCCUUGCAACCAUCCCAGCCACGGAUGACUCCACCAGGUCAAGUCCACAGGCUGAAAAGCCCAGGCAGAAAAUGGGGAAGGAAAUGUUUAAGGAUUUCCAGAUGGCCCAGCCUCCACCCGUGCCCUCUCGCAAACCCGACCAGCCCUCCCUCACCUGUACCUCAGAGGCCUUCUCCAGUUACUUCAGCAAAGUCGGGGUGGCACAGGAUACAGAUGACUGUGACGACUUUGACAUCUCCCAGUUGAAUUUGACCCCCGUGACUUCUACCACGCCAUCCACCAAUUCACCUCCAACCCCAGCCCCUCGACAGAGCUCUCCGUCCAAAUCAUCUGCGUCCCACGCCAGUGAUCCUACCACAGAUGAUAUCUUUGAAGAAGGCUUUGAAAGUCCCAGCAAAAGUGAAGAACAAGAAGCUGAGCUGGAGCCUCUCUAUGCGCAGAUCAACAGACCUAAGAAAUAGCAUCGAUGCGGGCUCGUGGCGUGUGCUUCAAGACUGGCAUGGAAAUCAGCAUCAUGACAGGCUCUCUUGUAUUCGUUCACCUCACCUCAUCCCAUGAAGAAAUUCAUGAUUGCCCAAGGGAACUCGUUUGGAAGAAGGAACUAAAGAGUUUUUGGCAACCAAUGGCAGACACCUAUGGCAGCACAAAAAACAAAAAUUAAAAAACCCCACAAAAGUAAAAAAUCAUACCCAACAUUAAAUCACAAGUCAAGCAAAUGCUUACCUGACAAAUAUUCUGAGCUCUCUUAGUGUGGAUUUAAGAUGACCCAGUAUGCAAAAUCAUAAUUCUUUUUAUUUCUCUGCCUGCUGACCACUGUAGAGACAUCAAAUCUGGAGUGACAGGCCUCCGGGAGUGACAACAGGAUUGACACUGACCUCUCUAAGGCAAAAGCAAGAGGUCCUCCGUGACCACCGUAUCAUCCGCCAUAUGCCUUUUGAAUUCGAUGAUGUUUUUUUCAUCACUCCAUGGGUUCUGGUCUGCCAUUUCUCCCCCUUUCCUUUCUUUGUCAUGUUUGAAAAUUAAUGGGUGUACCAAUUUUUGUAUUGCUUUUGACUUUUUUUUGCAUAUGCGUGAAGAAAUCUAACUGGAGAAAGAAAGCCUCAUAGGAAAUGAAUUAACUUAAAACCACAAGACAAAUAAGUGGUUCGUUAUGAUCAAGAAUGUUGCCAAAACAACCCUUUAGCUAUUCUGCAUCCUGGUGAAGAAAGACAGCUUUGAACCUUCAUUCUGUGAGUAGGAAAGGACACCGGAUCCCAUUGAUGAGAAAGAUGAAAAAUUCAUCUGAUUUCCUAAGAAGCUCUAAACUCUUAAGUACAAUAAAAUGAUAUUUUUUAUUUUUCCGGUAUCUUGCUGCUGUGAUACUAUGCAGACAAGUGUCUUCUCCACGUGCCAUUUUCAAAGAAAAAUCAUUUGCCAAAUAAUUCUGGUAUAAUCCUGGUAAUGUGGUUUUGGAUCUUACAAACUGACUUUCUAACAGAACAAUGGUGAUAUGAAUAUCCAGAAUAACAAACUGAUUCCGUGAUCACAGUGGUUCAUCUCUCUCUUUUUGUACAUCAGAAAAUUCAAAUGGGAUUUUUAUUUUAUAACUUGAAAAAAAAACUUACCAUUAAACUCUUUAAAUAUUUAAGGGAAAUGGCUUUAAGGAGUUCUAAUGAAAAAAAAAAUGCCAGUUCUUUUUUUGUAAAUAUAAAUGUUAAUGAAAAUGCUUUUUAAUAAUGCCAUUACACUGUAGAGAAGGUAGCAGACUGAGUGCAAGAUGUGACAAACUUGAUAGAUGGGAAUUACUUCCCAGCUGUUUCUCUGGAGCAUAUGGGAGGAAGCUGGAGUUCAGGGGCAGCUGUCAAUCAGCAGCUAGUGGGCAGGAAGGGGGCAUGUAACUCCAUCAUCUAGUGUAGCCUUUCCACAAGAGUAAAACUUUCCACCCUCUGUGUAAAACAAGAAAAAGACAAUUCCCAUUUUGAAGGCCUGUCCUUCAGAUUCUGAAAUUGUCUUCUGCCUCAUCACUCCCACCUACCCAUACAGAGCUCACUGGACUGCUUGUGUGUGAAACAGAAGGGUUUAAUAAGCUUCCUUUUUUUACAUUUAUGAGGCAAAAAGCGCAGUGUUUGGUUGGUAUGUUUAGCACAUGAUUUUCAUAAAGAAUCUCUAUAUUUUUGCCCUACAGAGAACUGUUCUACAGGUCAAAUGUGUUUUCCUGACGUUCCUAUGCAGCUACAGUAUGUUGAAUUUAGUGGUUUAACACUAAGAAGAAAACUUUAAAGAAUCAUGUGAUUAAUUGGAUUUGGGGGUAAAUAAUUAAUAUGACUUGGUUGUAAAAUUAGAGAAGUAGAAUUUACAUUGAUAUGAUUGACUUAAACCAGACCUAUGUAGUUUGAUUCUUCAUAUCAAGAGAAACAAAUGAUUGGGAGGAAGGCAUAUUUGUUCAAAAAGAGAUCAUUGAUAAGUUAAAGUAAACUAUUACUAUUUGAAACCCAAAUUUUACACUAUCAGGUCACUGGAAUCUAGUUUUUUUUUUUCCAGUUAGGUAAACUGACCAAAUGGCCAUUACAGAAUAUAUGUAAAUGUCAUCCUGAUGUGGAAGGUCUGAAGAUCCAGAAAAGAGAGAGCCAUUUACCUCCCUCUGUAGCUAUCACCUGUUGGUCCACAUGAUUUUUCCAGGAAUGUGCAUACACUUUAUGAUUCAGUAAAUCUUCCACACUAAGGGGAAAAUGGGAAAGGUGUGACAACCUGAGAGUUGUCCUGAAGCCAGUUUGAUUGUAUUUUCUGGGGAUUUGACGACAUAGGCAGUUCUAGUGGGAAAAUGGCUCAAAUUGCUGUGUUGUCUCUGAUUCCGAUUUUAAACAAGUGGUGCUAUCUUCUCCCUUGAUAUGGCUGUCCUGGGUUUGUCUUGCAGUAUCACACUAUUAUACUGAUUCUUUGGGUUGCUUCUGACAUGUACAGAGUGAACUCUGGCUCAUGUUGCCAGUUCAAGUUCACCGUCUGGAAUUAAUUCCACAACAGAAAAUGACAGCCCAGUGGACUUGUCAUCAUUCAUUGGAUGUGACUGAAAAUGCAGCUGGCUCCGAACUUAAGAUGCCCAUGUGAUACGUUAAAGUGAGGGAAAUAAAGUCAAGAUUUUAAACUGCCAUCCAUGUCAGCAUUGGCAGAAUUUGAUUUUGACAGCACUGUUGGGUGAGCUCAGAACCACCUUGUCCUAUCCCAGGAGUACAGUGAAAUUUCCAAAUAAGAGCUGAGGUGCCGAUACCAAAAGGCCAUGGGGAGUCUGCGCCAUUCCGGUUAGAUCAAAGGAAAACCCGUGUGUCAACUGUUAAUUCCUCAUCAUUCACUAGCACUAAAUUUGUCACUUUAAAUUUUGAAACCAGGGAAACGCCACCUGUCGUUCUGUCCCCAUUCCCCAUAGCUCUUCGAUCUUCACAUGCCACAAGACUUUUUUUAUAAUUCGUACCCAUCCCAGUGUCUACAGAAACCCCAUCAUGUAAUGUACCGGGCACCUUCUUUUACGAAAAUGUUUACUCUGUGGGUUUGGUUCAUUUCAAUUUCUGCGUUCUGACACAUAUUUUUUUAAUAAAGAUGAGAAAGAGAAAAUGACUGUUGCAGUACAUUUCUAGACCUACUUUAACUUUACCUCAGAUGACAGUUUGUUAACAUAUAUGGACACAUUAUUUUUAACUUUAUGUACAAUACAUUCAACAGAACAGCAAAAUUUUUAGAAAUUUUCCAUUAAUUUCUGUAACACGCCAUGUAUAACUGUUACAAAUAAACAUGUUUGAGAACAACA